GGACCUCCCUCCUUCCUUGAUCCACCAUUGGCAAACCGUAUCCUCCCGCCCACCUGACCCUCCGGUCCAGCCGUCGAGUCCCACUGACUCUUCGCCUCCCUUAUCGGCUCCCGUCUCCCCUACCGCUUCUCCCUCACCUUUGCCCUUGCCUCCGGUCCCUCCUGCACCACCCGUACGGACCAUGACUACCCGUAGCAUGCACGGCAUUUCCAAACCUAAAAAGCCUUUUAGUCUUUCGGUCUCUAUUGAUGACCCGUCCAUCUCACCCUUGCCUCGUAACCCAAAACAAGCCUUAUCCGAUCCAAAUUGGAAGUCCGCUAUGCAGUCUGAAUUUAAUGCUCUUAUUAGAAAUAAUACGUGGGAGUUGGUUCCCCGUCCUUGUGAUGUUAAUGUUAUUCGUUGCAUGUGGAUUUUUCGCCAUAAAAAGCAGUCUAAUGGUUUGUUUGAGCGGUAUAAGGCUCGUCUUGUAGGUGAUGGCAGGUCUCAGAUUGCAGGUGUGGAUUGUGAUGAGACAUUCAGCCCCGUGGUGAAACCGGCUACCAUCCGGACAGUUCUCAGCAUUGCUCUCUCCAGAUCCUGGCCCAUACAUCAGUUGGAUGUCCAGAAUGCUUUCCUGCAUGGUGAUCUCCAUGAGACUGUCUACAUGCAUCAGCCUUUGGGUUUCCGCGACCCUCACCACCCGGACUAUGUCUGCCGUCUGAAGAAGUCCCUUUAUGGUCUGAAACAGGCGCCUCGUGCUUGGUAUCAGCGAUUUGCUGAUUAUGUUUCCUCUAUUGGAUUCCGGCACAGCACUUCAGAUCAUUCUCUUUUCAUCUUCCGGCAGGGUUCUGAUAUUGCCUACAUACUUCUCUAUGUUGAUGACAUCAUCCUGGUUGCAUCAUCGCAUGAUCUCCGCAAAUCCUUUAUGGCACUUCUUGCAUCCGAGUUUGCUAUGAAGGAUCUCGGUCCUCUGAGUUACUUUCUUGGCAUCGCUGUCACUAGACAUGCAGGUGGCCUUUUCCUCAGUCAGAGCACUUAUGCUACUGAGAUUAUUGCUCGCGCCGGCAUGGCCUCAUGCAACUCGUCUGCUACACCGGUUGACACCAAGCAGAAGCUCAGUUCUUCCUCUGGGACUCCUUGUGAGGAUGCCUCCCUAUAUGGGAGCCUUGCGGGUGCCCUACAGUACCUCACAUUUACUCGUCCUGACAUUUCCUAUGCUGUUCAGCAGGUUUGCUUACAUAUGCAUGCACCCCACACCGAGCACAUGCUUGCCCUCAAGCGGGUUCUCCGCUAUGUUCGUGGCACAUUGACUUAUGGGCUACAUUUGUAUCCCUCCCCGGUUGAAAAGCUUGUUUCUUACACUGAUGCUGACUGGGGGGGCUGUCCUGACACCAGACGCUCCACUUCUGGUUACUGUGUUUUCCUCGGUGACAACCUCAUAUCUUGGUCCUCCAAGCGGCAACCCACUCUCUCUCGCUCUAGUGCUGAAGCUGAAUAUCGCGAGGUAGCAAUAGCACACUCGGAUUAG
Lotus japonicus is the source of this 1507-nucleotide messenger RNA. RefSeq lists its product as uncharacterized. Lineage: Eukaryota; Viridiplantae; Streptophyta; Magnoliopsida; Fabales; Fabaceae. The transcript has 2 exons. The record is from RefSeq and is a predicted model, not a curated record. Bases 182 to 1507 code for a protein of 441 amino acids.